Messenger RNA from Lates calcarifer (barramundi perch), 9010 nucleotides. RefSeq names its product phospholipid-transporting ATPase ID. Bases 2724 to 6335 code for a protein of 1203 amino acids. Gene Ontology annotation, molecular function: ATP hydrolysis activity; ATPase-coupled intramembrane lipid carrier activity; ATP binding. Gene Ontology annotation, cellular component: plasma membrane. The record is from RefSeq and is a predicted model, not a curated record. Gene Ontology annotation, biological process: Golgi organization; phospholipid translocation. The transcript has 28 exons. NCBI's taxonomy places the organism in Eukaryota, Metazoa, Chordata, Actinopteri, Centropomidae.
AAAGUUGAGUAUCAUUUAUUUCAUCGAUUUUUGACCAAACCUUUUGUUGGUUGGACACAGACUGGAAGUUUUAAAUCAAAGUUCAGCCUUGACAGACAGCAUGAAAAUCUGUUAAUUAAAUCGAGAUGUAACCAGUGGUUAUUUCUUUUAUAGGUCAUUGAUUUAAGGUAAGGUCUGUGGUUUUACACAAGAUAUUUUCAUGGUUUAUUCUAUGACAUAAAAUAUACCAGUGUCUGGGUUGGGUCUAAAGUCUAGAGAAGUUCAGGUUUGCAGUGCAUAUGUGACGACUUUUCUUUUGGCUUUUGCUCAGGAUACAAUAAUAACCUGGAAAAACUGUGGCAGAGAUGUUGUAAAACCCCCGAAGUGAAAAGAGAUUACAAGAGUAGCCUCCACUUUACUCUAGAGCUGUGUUAGUCUUCCAGCAUCUUAUAACUAAUACAGUGGAACCAGUCUGGUCUCUGUGGUGUGUCAGUGCUGUAGUAAAGCCUGGAAAGUCAGAGCGUCUGCCAAAAACCGAGGGAGUGAAACAGAGAAACACCUCCCCAAUAUUUAACAGUCUGCACCGUUUGACAUUAAAGCCUUGUUAAAUCUUCAGGAGGACUGCAGGGAGUUUAAAUGUCAGUGUUUCCUGUUCACCAGGCUGGAGACGUCCUCGGUGUUGGGUCACGUGUUCAGCUGCUUGUUAAUUUGGUGGCAUGUUUGCUUUGGAGUUUUUACAGUGCAACUGUGUGUGUGUGUGUCUGUCAUCUGCGUGAGUGUGUUUCUAUAUAAGACAAGAAUGUGCAAACACAACAGGGGUACAUGUGGACACACACACACACACACACUGGCUGGCCCCAUGUGUCGUGGCACGGUGCGGGUCUGUUUUUCCACAAGCCUUGGCAUUCCUGUUAAAACACACACAUUCUUCAGCAAACACAUGUCGUUGAUAUUUUUAGCUCCAAUACCUGACGUCAUCUUGGAGACCCAACAAAACCACUUCCUGUCCGGGAACCCUCAUCAUAGACAAACACACACACACUUCUCCCCUUCCUUAUGACCACAUUUCCACUUCAUUAUUUUUUUUUCUUUAAUGUUUUGUACUUACUGUGGUUUCGUACAAUUUUCCUCAUUGUUGAUUUUUGGAAGGAUCGAAGACUGAAGAGGUUCGGGAAGAAAAACAUGUUGUUGAAUCAUGAUGUCAUUACACAGCAUGUGGUUACGUUUUAGUGUCUGUUUUUUGUUGACAGACAGUGAGUAAUUUCUACAUUAGAUUAUUUUUAUUAUCAAAUAACCUGCUGAUUUUUCCCCUGUGAAUCAAUUAUUGGUCUGUAAGUUGUAUAUCCCUGCCAGACUCCAUUGCCAAAAACAGCAAUUUUACAGAGCAGAACAUGGGAGAUGCUGAAGUAAAGCUGCCUCCAUCUGUUAGUUUGUUUGUGUUACCUUUACUCCCCAAUCUCCCCAUUCGAGGCAGCAGUAUUCCAGAUGAUAAAAUGGCUGUUAAACAAAAAGGCAGUCACAUGAUGAAAGACGGCAUUUAAGAAGUUUGUAGUUGAUGGAGUUAUAAAUGAAAUAGCAGCAUGAAGCUUUUAGGAAAAACACUAGUUUUCCUUGUAAGAGAAAAGCUACCUGAUGUUACACCGGUAACAGUCAUGUAGUGAAAAUGUUACUUCAGUAAAAUUAUGUAAGAAUAUAAAGAAAAUGUGCUUAAGGUAUUAAAAGAGAGAUAGACCUUUUUAUUAAAGGGUAAGAUCCUCUUUGUUUAACCAGAAAUGUCUGUUAAAUCACUAUGUUCAAGGUCACCAGACUCCAUUGACAAAAACAGGAAUUUUAACUCACAGGAAACGGGAGUUGGCAAUCUACAGCUGUCGUGGUCAGUUAGUUUGUUUGAGUAAUUCUUUGGUACUUUUACUCAAGUUAAGGAUCUGAGUACUUCUUCCACCACAGAGAGUCACACAAACUGAUCGAUGCAACAGUGGAUUUGCUGUUGUGUUCUGCUCGGUAAAACUACUGUUUUUGUCAAUGGAGUCUGGUAGAGACAAUACGUCUGUUUCUGGUUAAAUGAAAAGGAUCAAACUCUUUAAUAAAAAGGCCCAUCUUUGUAGGAAUCCUAUCCACACUGUUAUCAGACACUUAUAAUAACAAUCUGAGUCUGUCAGUGGCAAAAACAAGAGCUUUAGUGGACGUACUUUGAGGUGGAUGAUUGCCCAGUUGGAUUACAUUGUUCUUGCUUGUGAAAAUAUGACCCAGGUUCAAAAGUACCAGAGUAUUCAGGAUUCAGUGUUUGAAUUUCAGACCACUGCACUGUUGGUUUGGUUUUGUCACCACUUGGCUGAGACAGACCACAGGACCAGAGGUGUCUCUCUGUUCUGCCCUCCUUUGAUGAUUGAACAAGCAGAUAACUGAAUGAGUGGAUGGUCUGGCUCAAGAGACGGGACACCGGGAGCCUCCCUCUGAGUCACACUGCCCUACAUGGGAAAAACAUUAAGUCUCGAGGGCUGAUGCAAACCUGGAGUAAGGAGUAAGCGAAGGAGGCAGGACACACUCAAAUAUAAACACACACACAGAAAAAUCUGCUUUAACCUUUAGUUUAAAAAGCUGCACGAUUGAGUGAGGAAUGAUUACCUCAUAGAGCACAAUAUGGAAAAUGUCCUAAUGGCAGCUGGCGGGCGUGCAGUCGUUCUCACGUUAACAGCAGUGACAUGCUGGUUAUGAUGGACAGAUAGCAGAAGGAGGACGACAAGAUGUCUUUCUUUGGCCUGGACUGUGUCAGGAAGAAAGAGAGAGAGCUGGAGAGGAAAAUCCGUGCCAACGACAGAGAAUACAACCUCUCCUUUAGAUAUGCAACGAACGCCAUCAAGACCUCCAAGUACAACCUCUUCACCUUCCUACCUCUCAACCUGUUUGAGCAAUUCCAGAGGAUUGCAAAUGCUUACUUCCUGUUUCUGCUGGUGCUCCAGGUGAUUCCUGAAAUCUCCUCUCUGUCCUGGUUCACCACUGUUGUGCCUCUGGUCCUCGUGCUAUCAGUCACUGCUGCCAAGGAUGCCACCGACGACAUUAACCGUCACAGGAGCGACAAUCAAGUCAACAACCGAAAAGCUCAAGUCCUUAUUGAUAGAAAGCUACGCAGCGAGAAAUGGAUGGACGUCCAGGUGGGAGACAUCAUCAAGCUGGAAAACAACCAGUUUGUCACCGCUGACCUCCUGUUGCUCUCCAGCAGUGAACCACUCAACCUGGUGUACAUCGAGACAGCAGAGCUGGACGGUGAAACUAACCUGAAGGUGAGGCAGGCCCUGCCGGUGACGGGAGACCUCGGAGACGACAUCGAAAAACUGGCAGACUUCAACGGCGAGGUACGCUGCGAACCCCCCAACAACCGCCUCGACCGUUUCACGGGAACGCUGACGUUCGCCGGGCAGAAAUACUCGCUGGACAACGAGAAGAUCCUGCUGCGAGGCUGCACCCUGAGGAACACCGAGUGGUGCUUCGGACUGGUGCUGUUUGGAGGUCCAGAGACAAAGCUGAUGCAGAACUGCGGGAAGAGCACGUUCAAGAGGACCAGUAUAGACCGUCUGAUGAAUGUCCUCGUCCUCUGUAUUUUUGGUUUCCUGGCCAUCAUGUGCACCGUCCUGGCGAUAGGAAACUGGUUCUGGGAGGUGAGGGAGGGCUCACAGUUCACAGUCUUCCUGCCGAGGCAAGAUGGCAAUGAUGCUGCUUUCUCCGCCUUCCUCACAUUCUGGUCCUACGUCAUCAUCCUCAACACCGUGGUGCCCAUCUCUCUCUAUGUUAGUGUGGAGAUUAUUCGGCUGGGGAACAGCUUCUACAUCGACUGGGACAGGAAGAUGUACUACGCUCGCAACGACACCCCCGCUGAGGCUCGGACCACCACCCUGAACGAGGAGCUGGGCCAAAUCAAAUAUGUCUUCAGUGACAAAACAGGGACGCUAACGCAGAAUAUCAUGACCUUCAACAAGUGCUCCAUCAACGGCAAAUCCUAUGGAGAUGUGUACGACUACACAGGCCAGAGAAUAGAGCCCACAGGGAGGGUGGACUUCUCCUUCAACCCUCUGGCUGACCCCCGCUUCGUGUUCCACGACCACGCCCUGGUGGAGGCGGUGAAGCUGGAGAACCCAGAGGUCCAUGCCUUCUUCAGGCUGCUGGCCCUCUGCCACACCGUCAUGGCUGAGGAGAAGACAGAAGGUGACCUUUUCUACCAAGCCCAGUCUCCAGAUGAGGGAGCGCUGGUAACAGCAGCCAGAAACUUUGGCUUUGUCUUCCGCUCUCGUACACCGGACAGCGUUUCCAUCGUGGAAAUGGGACAGCAGCGCAGCUACGAACUCCUGGCCAUCCUGGAUUUCAACAACAUCCGCAAGAGGAUGUCCGUCAUAGUUCGGAGUCCGGAGGGGAAACUCUCUCUCUUCUGUAAAGGCGCAGACACAAUCAUCUACGAGAGGCUGCAUCAGUCCUGCAGCAAGCUGAUGGACGUCACCACAGAGCACCUUAAUGAGUUUGCCGGGGAGGGUCUGCGGACGCUGGCGCUGGCCUACAAGGAUCUGGACGAGGAGUAUUUCGACCAGUGGAAACAGCGCCACCAUGAGGCUAGCACCGCGCUGGACGACCGGGAGAGCAAACUGGACCAGCUGUAUGAGGAGAUAGAGAAGGAUCUGCUGCUGCUUGGAGCUACAGCCAUAGAGGACAAGUUACAAGACGGAGUACCUCAGACUAUUGAGCAGCUGUCCAAAGCCGACAUCAAAAUUUGGGUUUUAACCGGUGACAAGCAAGAAACAGCAGAAAACAUCGGUUACUCAUGUAACUUACUGCGAGAGGAGAUGAAUGAGAUCUUUAUCAUCUCGGGGAACUCUCCUGAGGACGUCAGAGAGGAACUGAGAAAUGCCAGAACCUCCAUGAAACCGGAUGCAGCGGAUUCAUCGUUUCUGUCGGAAAGGACUUCGGUUAAAGGUGUGAAAGCGAUCACAGACGAGGUGGUUAAUGGAGAGUACGGCCUGGUUAUCAGCGGCCACAGUCUGGCGUACGCCCUGGAGCGCAGCAUGGAGCUGGAGUUCCUGAGGACGGCGUGCAUGUGUAAAUCGGUGAUCUGCUGCAGGGUCACUCCUCUGCAGAAGGCUCAGGUGGUCGAGCUGGUCAAGAAGUACAAGCAGGUGGUCACGCUCGCCAUAGGAGAUGGAGCCAACGAUGUGAGCAUGAUCAAAGCGGCUCACAUAGGCGUCGGCAUUUCAGGUCAGGAGGGCAUGCAGGCUGUGCUGUCCAGCGACUACUCCUUCGCCCAGUUUCGCUUCCUGCAGCGCCUCCUGCUCGUGCACGGCCGCUGGUCUUACCUGCGCAUGUGCAAGUUCCUGCGCUACUUCUUCUACAAGAACUUCACCUUCACCUUCGUCCACUUCUGGUACGCCUUCUUCUGCGGCUUCUCUGCACAGACAGUGUACGAUGAGUGGUUCAUAACACUUUACAAUCUGGUGUACACAGCACUACCGGUCCUGGGAAUGAGUCUGUUUGAUCAGGAUGUGAACGACGCCUGGAGCAUGCAGCAUCCUCAGCUCUACGUCCCCGGUCAGCUCAACCUGUACUUCAGCAAGAGGUCCUUCUUCAAGUGCGCCCUCCACAGCUGCUACAGCUCCUUGGUGCUCUUCUUCCUCCCCUACGCCGCCAUGCACGACACCGUGAGGGACGACGGGAAGGACGUCGCCGACUACCAGUCCUUCGCCCUCCUGACCCAGACGUGUCUGCUGUUCGCCGUCAGCAUCCAGUUGGGGUUUGAGAUGGCGUACUGGACGGCGGUGAACACUUUCUUCGUUCUGGGCAGCCUCGCCAUGUACUUUGCGGUCACGUUCGCCAUGUACAGUAACGGCAUGUUCCUCAUGUUGCCAUCAGCCUUCUCUUUCAUAGGAACAGCCCGAAACUCUCUGAACCAGCCGAACAUCUGGCUGACGAUCCUCCUCACCUCCACCCUGUGUGUCCUUCCUGUGGUUACCUACCGCUUCCUGUUGAUUCAGCUCUGCCCCACCAUCAACGACAAGGUGAUGUUCAAGGUGAGACAGGCCAAAGCGAAGCUUCCCACUCCUCCUCGACCGACCCGCAUCCGCCGUACCAGCUCCCGCCGUUCAGGCUACGCCUUCUCACACGCGCAGGGCUACGGGGACCUGGUGAUGUCGGGCCGGUACCUGCGGCGCCCGGCCGUGUCGCGAUCUUCGGGUUUCGCCCACACGGGUCGCGCCACCACAGGCUUCAGUCCCAUGGGACGGUCGGCCGGGUACAGCCCGACCGGACGCCCCCAGAACGUCAAGGUCCCGGACGUGCAGGUGACGUCGCUUCAGAUGUACAGGACUAUCACGGACUGAUACAAUACUGUUACUGUUUCUACACGCAGCGGGUCGGCUUUAGGACGGUGUUUGGAGAAAAUCUGGGAGCAGGAAGUCACAGAGAAGAACUUGCUCUGGCUUUCCACAGAGCUUCACGUCAAAGAUUUUUUAAAAAUCCUCCCACAAAGUGGUUUGAAAAACACAUGAUUUUUGCUCCAAGCGUUUUAUUUUGUAGGAGUUAACCAAAGGGAACUGCAGCAAAACGUGUAGCCACCUUUGAUGGGUGUCAGGAUCAUGAGCGUUGAUGUGAAACAUGCCUCAUGCAAGACGUUUCUGAAACUAGAAACAGUGACAGGGUGAUUUAUUGUCUCAGCAGGAGCUACCACAGAAGGGAGAGGAAACAAGUGUCAUCAUGUUUACAGACGACCCAGACUUUGUUAACCCCUGGGAGUCCAGAAGCACAGCGCGACUUUGUACAGAGGACAUAACCAGUGAAGCCAUGUUACAGAAGAUGCGUCCAUUUUUGUACCUUAAGUGUCUUUUUAAAGCAUUUUAUUUUUCCUAUCUUGAAGGCUGUAUCAGCAGUUAGCACUUUGGCAGCGUCACAGGGCGAAGAGAGACCAAAUAAAGCUUCUUCUUCUCAGUGGCUCAGAGGAAAUUACAGCAGGAUUCAGCGUUGUGGGACCAUCCAUGGACGUCAUGGACUUUUAUUCUUACUGUACGAUAUUUUUUACAACUUCUCUGUGCUGAAAGAAUUUGUCCUCUUUGUGUUUGAUUUAGUGCCACAGUGUAAUGAGACGUACUUUAUAUUUUAAGGGUUAAUAGUUUUAUUAUUGGUCCAAAAAUGAAGAAUUAUUGUUUUACAGAAAGGAAAUGUGCAGAUGUUUAUCUCAUAAUUUGUCUUUUUAAAUAGCUCUUCAGUGCUUUUUGUAUAUAAACUAUCCAUCAUUUAUAGCCACUAUUCUGCGCAGGAUCAUGGGAGGUUAGAGUCUGUUGAAGGUGGAUUCAUACUGAACAGUCUCAUCAGUCUGCAUUUAGAAGGAUUUUUCCCAACCAUGGCUUAUUUUAUAAACAAUUUAUAAAGUAUUUCUCAUUACAAAGAGGCACCAGAUUUUCUAAAAUGUGCCUCAGUGUUGAGGUCAGGUCUAUUCCAGCCUGCUGUACUGCACAUGAUCAUGUUUAGAUCCAGUUAUUCUAGUUCAGUAUUGCACCAGAAUGUCCUCCAGUGGCUGCUUGAGACCAGACUUAGCAUCCCCCUGCUGUUUGAUUUUAUCUGCGACUCCUGCCAGCAAACAAAAAAAAAAAAAGCACAUUUCUACCCCAUAAACAGCAGGAGAAGUGGACUGCAGUGGCUGUGUAGUGACUAAUCUGUAGUAGAAACGUUGUCUGAGCUGUUCAAUGUAGGAAAAUCAACCAUGUCUGCCUGUGUUCGGCAGGUUUAUCGCACUGUGCACACACUACAGCUCCAUCCACCGUGUUCAGUGCAGGUUUUUUAUUUUUCUGCGAACACACGGGACACAUUUAAGUGCCUGAAAAACACUGCUCAGAUGAUUUAUACCUCAUUUUAAAACCAGUUUAUCAGAUAUUAUACCAGAUAAUUCUCAGAAAUUAUAGGAAAAUCAUGCAUUUGCUUUCAGUAUUGUGUGUCUGACAAUCAAGCUUUAUUUCUAAUCAAGAAAAUUUAUUUUUAUUCAGCGUCUUUCCGACAUGUUUCUCUUGGAAAUCUGUUUAAAAAAAUGAAAGAAAACACAGAAAAGGAAAUUUCUACGUUACGCAACACAGAAGCAAUAAUGACAAGAAUGUAUGAUGGAAGAUAAAGGUGUUAAAAAAUAAGAUUUAUGCAACCAAGUCAAGGACAAGGAAUGUUUUCAAGUUAAAAAAGGAAAUGUAUUUUUUAUAAAAUCAGGUGGGAUGAGUCUUUAAUUUAUUAUUCGGUGUGAAGGUUUAUAGAAGAGUCUAAAUAGAUAAUAAUAAUUGAUAUUUUGUGGUUUCAUGUCUAUAUAAAUACUGGUUUUAUCCACAGUUUGAUUUAAAACAGCUGAUCGGUGCCUUGACGUCAUCAAGUUGCACAUUAAAGAAACAGUUUAAUGUGCAAACCCCAAACCCCGGUGUUGGUAAACCAAAGAUUUUUUUAUUUUAUUUUUUUAAAGCUUAAUGCGUCACAGUUAACUCUUCAAAACAGAAUCUGAUGCUGGAGUUCAGGGUGGUGAAGCUGGUUGUACACCACCGAUAAAAUGUCACUACUCGCUGUGACGUCUUCAAACAAAGUUUGAAUAUGCAGUGGGAAGAUUCACAGCUUGUUUUUGUGUCUGAUGUUUCCAGUUACAUUAAACUGGGGCCCCUUUCAUUGCGAGCGCUGCUUACACACAGAUCGCACACAGCAGAUAAAUAUGUAAAUGGUUCGUGUCUGCUCAUGUAUGGGUCACAAGUUUAGAAAAUGGCCUAGAUUAUCUUAAAUUAGCCUUUAAAUCACAUUCAACAGAGCUUUUUGUGCAGUAUUUCCAGUUUUACUGUGGUACUUUCCAAAAUAAACCAUAAACAUAACUUUUAUCAAUAUAUCUACUAUUAUUAUAUCUCUCGCCCUGAGAUCUGUUUUUGAUAACUUUCUCUCAAACGUGACAAAGAAAUCUGUUGAUUUUUGAACCUAAUAACCAUUUUGUAUAAUUUUGUACUUUAAAAAGUUUUUACUGCAAUAAUAAAAUCGACAUGACUCA